This is a messenger RNA of Vicia faba (fava bean), 381 nucleotides long. Lineage: Eukaryota; Viridiplantae; Streptophyta; Magnoliopsida; Fabales; Fabaceae. The record is from the annotation of a GenBank genome assembly.
AUGUUUCAUCUAUGGUUAUUUACCAUCAAAUUCAUAUACCUUUUCUAUUUUGCUGUAGGCCAAACCAACACCAAUUCACAAGAACUACUUGAUUAUAGAUAUGAUUGUUUGGACCAAUCUUCUACUCCUCCCUCUACAACAUAUCAAACCAACCUCAACAGUUUAAUCUCUUCAUUGUCAUCAGAUUCUGCAACAAGUAAUGGUUUUGGAAAUAAGACUUCAGGUAGUGAUCAAAACAAUAUAGUUUACGGGCAAUACCUGUGUCGCGGCGAUGUUAAUACAAGUCUUUGCCAUUCAUGUGUCCAAAACUCUAGCAGAUUGCUGAAACAACACUGUCCUAAUAAUGCUUCAGCAAUUUUGUGGUACCUUUUUGUCUUUUAA